GCCACAGUCAUUUUUGGUGCAUGCGCAGCUGUUUUUCUGCUUUCAGUGUUCAAUACUGUAUUUGUCGAUGUUGCGUAUUGUGCUGGCUUAGUGUUUCGUGCAAAGCUUUCAAUACACGGUGUGCUUGUUAUAUUUCUAUCAACAGUAUUAACUUACAUCAAGGUCAGUGGACAAGUAUGCAAAAUCUUCACAAAGCCAUUUUAUGUAAUUCAAGUAUAGCUUUAUGAAGUAAACUUUGUGCAAUCCAACAUCAAAACUCAGAACAAAUUGGACGUCGACUGAAUAAAUAAUACUUCCAAGUAAAACUGGAUUAUCGAUUUUAGAUCCAUACAUAUACAUUAAACAGUAAAAAGAGAAACAAAAUCUUCGCAAUGGCAAUGAUAAUGAAAGCUGCAAAGUGCCCCACCGAUGAAUUGUCGCUCAAGAAUAGAGCCAUCGUUAGCGCAGGCGAUUUCCCUUCGGAUAUCAAGUAUAUCGACGUAUCGACUGCGCCAGGUCAACAUUUCAUAUUUUACAUCGAACGUACAGCUGCUGGAGAAAUAAAUCCUGGAACCAUAGGAUUUUCACUACUUCAGCGAAAAUGGGCAACACUUUCGAUUAACCAAGACAUUAGCGUUAAACCAUAUCACUUUGAACGAUCCUCCGAGGUGCUUUGCAGUAUUGCUUUAGAAGUGGAUUUUUUGCAGAAAAAAACUGUAACGCAUGAGCCGUACGACAGUGAUCAAAUGGCAAGAGACUUUUUAUUACAAUUUGCAGGUUUAGCAGUGACCGUUGGACAGCCGCUGGUAUUUAAUUUUCAGGAUAAAAAGCUUCUCUGCUUGGCGGUGAAAACACUUGAAGUUAUAGAUGCCGCAGCCAUGGCUAGUGGUGUAUCAACUUCAAGCAAUGGAUCUGGUGGUGGUUCCGUAGAACCUAAACGCGUCAAUUUUGGCAGAUUGUUAGCCAACACGGUUGUAACGUUUGAAAAAGCAGAAGGAUCUGGAUUAAAUUUGGUAGGACGUUCGAAGGGGCGUGUUACCGCUGUUAGACAGUCUAUCAUUAAUCCUGAUUGGGAUUUUGGAAGAAUGGGUAUUGGAGGUUUGGAUCGUGAAUUCAAUGCUAUCUUUCGACGUGCAUUUGCAUCUCGUGUUUUUCCACCGGAGGUCGUUGAGCAACUGGGAUGCAAACAUGUAAAAGGUAUUCUGCUUUAUGGGCCUCCUGGUACCGGUAAAACUCUUAUGGCUCGACAGAUUGGCACAAUGUUGAACGCUCGUGAACCAAAGAUAGUAAAUGGUCCACAAAUUUUAGACAAAUAUGUUGGUGAAUCAGAGGCUAAUGUGCGUAGGUUAUUUGCGGAUGCGGAAGAGGAAGAAAAAAGGCUCGGACCAGCAAGCGGUUUACACAUAAUCAUUUUUGAUGAGAUCGAUGCGAUUUGCAAAGCUCGUGGUACUGUUGGAGGCAAUUCCGGUGUACAUGAUACUGUUGUCAAUCAGCUAUUGGCAAAAAUUGACGGAGUUGAACAGUUAAAUAACAUUCUAGUCAUCGGAAUGACUAACCGAAGAGAUAUGAUAGACGAAGCUCUAUUACGGCCUGGUCGGUUGGAAGUACAAAUGGAAAUAAGCCUUCCUAAUGAAGAAGGGCGCGUGCAGAUUUUGUCCAUCCAUACUCGACGCAUGAAAGAAUUCAAGAAACUAGCACCCGACGUCGACUUACGGGAGCUCGGCGUAAAGACUAAAAAUUUUAGUGGAGCCGAACUGGAAGGAUUGGUUCGUGCUGCACAAUCCACCGCAAUGAAUCGCUUAAUAAAAGCUGCUUCAAAAGUAGAAGUAGAUCCUGCAGCUAUGGAGAAACUGAUGGUAACUAGAGAAGACUUUCUGCAUGCGUUCGAAAAUGACAUCAAACCGGCUUUCGGUACUGCAGCAGAAGCCCUCGAAAAUUACUUAACACGAGGAAUUAUCAAUUGGGGCUUACCGGUUGCCCAUAUUCUUGAAGAUGGUGCUCUAUACACCGAACAAGCUCGAGGUGCAGAAGGAUCCGGAUUGGUUUCGGUGCUUUUAGAAGGCCCACCAAAUGCUGGGAAAACUGCGCUUGCAGCGAAGCUGGCGAAAUUAUCCGACUUCCCAUUCGUAAAAGUUUGCAGUCCUGAUGAAAUGGUUGGCUUUACAGAGAGUGCCAAAUGUUUACAAAUACGCAAGUAUUUUGACGACGCAUAUCGUUCUACGUUCAGCUGUAUCCUCGUUGAUAAUAUCGAGAGAUUGCUGGAUUAUGGUCCGAUUGGUCCUCGGUAUUCGAAUCUUACGCUGCAGGCACUUUUAGUAUUGUUAAAAAAACCACCACCAAAAGGAAAAAAACUUCUUAUCCUCUGUACUACCAGCCGACGACAAGUAUUAGAAGACAUGGAAAUGCUGUCAGCUUUUACUGCUGUUCUGCAUGUACCGAAUCUAUCGACUGCAGAUCAUUUGAUAGCUGUCCUCGAACAGGAACCUGAUGUGUUUGGACGCAAUGAAUUAGCUGCUAUUUACAAACGCUUGAAAGGACGACGUAUUUUUGUUGGUAUUAAAAAAUUAUUGGAUUUAAUCGAUUUAGCGCGGCAAAUGGAUCCCCAAACACGUAUGAUGAAAUUUUUAUCAAAACUUGAAGAAGAAGGGGCAAUAGAAGAUGCUACUGUGGCACAUUGAAAAGUAAUUUAAGCAUUUAAAUGUAUUUUCCAUGCUUAUUGCACCGCAAAGCAUUACAGAUAGCCUUUAGUUUGCCUUCGAGCAAUGUUACAAGCAAAUUUAUUCUUAUCAAAAAAGGAAAGUUUAAAAAAUAUUUAAAAAUAAAAUAAUACCAUAAUGUACAUUCAUCUUUACAUCGAACGAUUAAUUUUACCAAUAUUUAUUACUAGAAUAUUUUUUGUUUCCUUAGCGGCUCUGAACUCAACAACUGUAACGCUUACAGUAACAAAUCAGGAACAAAAGGCAAAUUAGAAAUGUUUAUGAGAUAUGAGUGUGUUCUUUGCAUUUUAUAAACUUACAAAACACCGUUACAAUUAGUUUAAAUAUGUUGCAAGGUUGCAAGGAAAAUGUAACAAGUGUUAAAUUGAUCAUACCAGUUCAGACAUAUUUGAAUGAACAGGAAUUGUUGUUGCAUAUUAAAUGGCCGCGAUCUUUCUCGCUAUUCCAAUUUAAAACGGAUAUUCUCAUAAACUAUGCUAUCUGUGUGCAAGAUGUAAAAUAACCAGUACUCUAAAUGCUUAGUACAUCUGUAACUUGAGUUAUCCGUAGCCGUGAAUCCCUACAAAUAGAGACCGCUUUCUAGUUUAGAUUUGACUCGCAACUGACAUGUUGUUUACCUAUGCGUUUUCGAAUAUACAAUGGGACGAGCCAUACUGCAGAGUACAUAAAACAAAAUAUAAUAUUACAAGCAAAAGUAGGAUUAAAAAAUAUAAAAAAGAACACAUAAUACUAAAGUGAGGAGUAAUCGUUAACUGAACAAGUACAUUAAAGUUAAUCGUUCUGUCAUAAUUAUUAAUGUGUAUUUUAUCCACCACCUGUAGCAGCAACGAAAUAUGCGAUCGUAUCCUAACCAUUCUUAGUGUUAAUGUCUUAAAUGUUUUUUUUAUUUCCCAAAAUAUUUUUGUUGUAUAUUUCGUUUAAAUCAUAAAAUUGCUGCACCACAUAUUUUUGAAGGUUAACGCGUAAAUGGAAAAGUCAAAAAGCAAUAAAUAUUUUUUUGAUUUCCUCAUAUGUAAUGCUGCUACAACAUUCAAGUGAUAAAGGAUCUAUAACCAACAAACAACAUGAAAAAUCGUGCAAUUUUAAAAAUACUAGACAAAAACAAAACAUUUCUUGUAACUGUACACUUGCUUAUUAUGUCAUUGUAACUUUCGUGAUCCCUAACGUUUUUUAUAUAGUUUACUGGUUUCUCAAAUUAGUGGAUUGUUCAUUGAUAUUUUUUCUUUGUAUAGAAAGGCCACGUUGUAUUGCUUACAACUAGUAGAAACUUAAACUAGGAUACAUUUUUUUUAUUUUUUAAUCAAUCCAAUAAUACAUUUGACGAAAUUGUGACAGUAGAACAACGCUUUGUUUUGAAAUUAAUUCAGAUUAUAAAAAGCGAAUAUCCUUUAAUUUAUUUUGUAAUACUUUUUACUGUAAUAUUCCGUAGUGAUAUUUAGCAUUGUAUCAAUUAUAAGGUCUUAGUGCUUUUGACUUAUCUUGCACGAUAUGGUUGAAUAGUAGAAAAUUAUUAAAAAUGAUACAAUGGUAGCCAUAAAUAUCAAAGAGUGAAAUAUGUUAGUAUAUAAAUAACUAAAGGAAAAAUUUCAUUUAUUAAAGCAAAACAAUAUUCCAUAUUUACUAGCGACAUAAAUGCUAAUGUCAGUUCAAGGUCUAUGUGCAAAAUACAAAGUUAACCAAUAAAGUUAUACAGUUGAAUGAUCA
Messenger RNA from Anopheles funestus (African malaria mosquito), 4400 nucleotides. Its product is annotated as vesicle-fusing ATPase 1-like. Gene Ontology annotation, molecular function: ATP hydrolysis activity; ATP binding. The transcript is spliced from 8 exons. The record is from RefSeq and is a predicted model, not a curated record. Gene Ontology annotation, cellular component: Golgi stack. NCBI's taxonomy places the organism in Eukaryota, Metazoa, Arthropoda, Insecta, Diptera, Culicidae. Gene Ontology annotation, biological process: Golgi to plasma membrane protein transport; SNARE complex disassembly; intra-Golgi vesicle-mediated transport. Bases 372 to 2657 code for a protein of 761 amino acids.